Fusarium tjaetaba is the source of this 2379-nucleotide messenger RNA. RefSeq lists its product as uncharacterized. Bases 1 to 2379 code for a protein of 792 amino acids. The transcript has 2 exons. Lineage: Eukaryota; Fungi; Ascomycota; Sordariomycetes; Hypocreales; Nectriaceae. The record is from RefSeq and is a predicted model, not a curated record.
AUGUCUUCCUCCUCCUCCAGUGACGAUGGCGUGGAUCCAGUUGACCUCGCCAGCAACAUCGGCACAUGGGUCGCCGCUGGCGUAGCCAUUAUUGCGCUAGUCGGUGUAGUCGGUCCAUAUCUUGCCCUGCAAGCGUCGAUGAGUGAUAAAAACCGCGCCAUGAAUGCGGUGCAAGAUCAACAGCAGAAGUACAUCUCUAGAGGCUGGCGGUUGACGAGAGGACUACGCGUGUUUAGAAGGAUUCGCGUGCCCAACCUUGCACCGGGUUACAUCACCAAUGAGCCGGACACGGCCCCGCUUAUACCGCCGCUGAGUGCAGCUUUGGGACGCUGGGGGUUCAAAACGAGGGAUUAUUUGCCGUGGAAUACGGGCUGGGCUAAGAUUUCUGAACUGAUUGAGUCUUAUGAAGUAAGGGAUGGGAUUAGCAACCGACAAGUUGACUUGGACGUACCCAAGACUGGCGGAACACUCGAAGUUGUCAACAGUCGGACUGCGUUAGUAGUCAACAAACACUGGAUCCUGAUUCUGGGUCUUCUCGGUCGAUAUGGAGACCGUGUUGACAAAGGCAUCCUGCAGCGAAAGGGAAUCAGGAGGAACUUUGAUGGGGAACGAGCAUCAAUCCGACAUUUCGCUUUACCGAGGAAAGCCAAACAAAGAGAAUCAGAUUUGGCAUUCGAAUGGGUUCGCAAGAAACAGAGUCACGAAAUGAGCAGAAUGAGAGGCUCGUCUAGUCGAGACUCGGCAAGUUCGAGAUCCUGGUCAGACAGCGACCCAGACUCUGAUGGAACCGUGAUGGCUGUGCGUCGAAGUGCUUAUGGCACCAUAACCCUCGAAACGACACCCCAACCUACGAUACACGGAAUCACAGGCAAACUGCAGCAACUCGGCCGACACAAAGGAUCGUGGAGUUAUCUAACUUCUAUAUCGUUUGUCCCGCAUAUCGCGAAAGAGAUCUUUGAAGCAGGUGUCAAUGAGAGGAGGGAAGGUUCCUCGUUGCAAACGUUGUUCUGGCUCGCUCAUGGUUUCUUACCGUGUGGCAGGACAGUAGAAGGGCGUCAGAUGGUGAUAUCUCUAGAGUCACCAGACCUUUCUCUUGAAUCGAUCGGUAGGAACGUUGAUGAUAUACUAGCCUGGCCUGCAUACUCUCUCCAAGAGUCGGAUGAUGUUCCCAUCUCAAUUGGUAUUGCAAUGCAGUGCCUCGGUAUCCCAGAGCCACAAAUAUUGCAAUUCCUCCCACUUGAUCCCGCGAGCCAAGCAAAACGAGUGUUGGAAAAGACCAGUCAUCACUCUUGUGACGGAACUCAGAGUCUAGCAGAUGAAUCAAAUGAAGGGAACCGCCGAUGGGAACGUGAGCUACCAGCACAACAAGCCGGCCUUAGCCUCGAUGGCCCAUGGGUUCGCUAUUCAAACCCAUCACAAGAAAACUUCUGCCUAUUCCGACGACACGAUUUUGGAAAGACCCUAAGACUCAUACUCACUAUCGAAUGGGAUAACUGGGGGUUCCUGAUAUGGAAGGACAAGUUCUGGAUAUCAAUCCUACGGCGGACCACUAGUAUUCUGAAGAUCAACAAGAUAUGUGAUUCUGAGUUUGGGCGAACCUUCGGACUAACAUCUCACUCUCGAGUCUUUGACUGGAAGCAGAAUGGCAAGUUUUAUCCACAAAGAUUGGCAGAUCAGCUGUCCUUCGACAAGUUUCUGACCGAGUAUCUCGACACGUAUGAUCUGCGGGCUCUUCGUCUCUCGCUCGGAGUUCUUUACAUCUUGGAUGCACAACUCCGAGAGAGUACCCUGAAAGCAUAUGCGAAUCUGGGCAAUAACGGAGAAAAGAACGAUCCGCGUUCCCAAGCAAGGCUAAAGUACCUUGAAUCUGCUCUGGAGGAGGUUGAGGCAGAGUACCGAAUCCAGAAGAUCAUGCACAAGGAUGACGAAACACCAUUUUUAAACAAGAAGAUGGCGGAGAUAUCAGACUCUGAGUCUGUUGAGGGAGUCUAUACGCAUAUGCUGAUAAGAGCCGUGGAUACUGAAACACUCGACCGUUUCAACAUCGUCUAUGAACCAGCCGACGAUUUAUUAUACCGCAUUACCGGAUACAUCGCCCCAUGGGAGCAAAAGAUUUUCUUUCAACACACUUCUCUACGCCGAGAACUCAACCAAAUGAAAAGCCGUAUGGUUGGCGGCGUAUUGGAGUAUACGUAUAAGACGAGGCAACUGAAAUGGUACUCUGAUAAGACCUCUAUGUUGGAGUAUAGCACUUGGCAGUUAAGUCCCGAGGACGUAGUCAUGAAUGGUGAGAAACAGUCGAUGUGGAUUGAGGAGAAGGAUAUGGUUAUGGUGGUAUUGUGGGUUGCUAAUAGAGCGGCGAUGUGGAUUGGUGCUUAA